AUGAAAAUGCGACGGCACAGGGUGUUCUUGCUCUGCACGGUGGGCCUGUGCGUCAUCUCCUUCCUACACUACUACAAGGCCCUCCACUAUGUCUCCCUGCUGCGCGAGCUCUCCGCCCCGUACCCCAACAUCAAGUCCUUCAUCAUGGUCUCCGGCUUCUUCUGGAGGGAGAAGGAUGUGGCCUCCACCCCGCUCAGCCCCGCCUCCCCCGAAGAGGCCCCACCCUUACCAGUUAUCCGUCAGUCGGACGCCAAAGCCAGAGGCCAGUCAGGUGCUGUGGGAGGAGGAGGAGGAGGAGGAGGAGGCAGAGAAGGAGGAGGGAAGGGUGUGGGGAUUAGUGGAAUCAUGGUUGGAGGUGCUGGGAUUGUUGGUAGGGCCGGGCUGGAGAUGAGGCUGAGGGAGGAUCCGGCUGCUCCUCACCCCUGGGAGAAACCAGAGGAGAACCAGCGGGGAGAUUCUCCCAAUGAGGAGAGAGCUGAGGACAAAUUGAGGCUGCAGGACCCCAACCACCAAGUUGAACCUGCUGCGCCUGACGUCCCUGAUGUCCCAUUGCCUGGAAAAGAACAAAGGGUGAUAGCCCUCAAGGAUCAAUUGUCGGACCCCUUAGAAUCCUUGGGAGACCUCCACACCCACACAUUCCAGCUUCAAAAUGACAAAACACCUUACUUUGUCCGAACCAAAGCCGGGGCUCUUUGCUUUAGGCAGGGGACGGAGGUGGCUACACCGAAAGAGUACUCUGGGAAAUUAGGGGGGGCUGUGGCCAACGGAGCUGGGGAAGGAGCCCGGGCCGGGGCUGCCGGGCAGCGGAAACCUCUGGAAGUCCAGCAGCAGCCCUCCAUAGCGCCUAAAGCCAAGACGAGGGCCAGGGGCAACGGGAAGCGGCUGGUCAAGUGUGUGUGUCGGCCGGGGUGGCACGGACCUUACUGUGGGGUUCCCACCAUGGUGUAUCACUCCAAUCUGCCAACCAAGGAGAGGCUGACACCCAGGGAGACCCCGCGGAGGGUGAUCAACGCUAUCAAUGUUAACCACGAGUUUGACCUGCUGCACGUGCGCUUUCACGAGCUCGCCCAAGCCGUUGAUCUGUUCCUCGUGUGUGAAUCCAAUUUCACUGCCUACGGGGAGAAACGGCCGCUGAGUUUCCUGCGGCUCCUCCUCAACGGUACGUACGACUACGUACGUCACAAGAUCCUGUACGUGUUCCUCGACCACUUCCCAGAAGGCGGUCGCCAGGACGGCUGGAUCGUUGAUGACUACUUGCGGACAUUCUUGACACGUAACGGCAUGUCCCGGGUGGUGGGAGCCAGGCCGGACGACGUCUUUGUCAUCAAUGACGCAGAUGAAAUCCCAGCACGUGAGGGCCUUCUUUUCCUCAAGCUGUUCGAUGGCUGGACGGAACCUUUUGCAAUCCACAUGCGCAAGUCACUGUAUGGAUUCUUCUGGAAGCAGUUCGGCUCCUUAGAGGUGGUGUCUGGUUGCACGGUGGGGAUGCUCAGUGACGUCUAUGACGGUGACGGUAUUAAACUGCGUCGCCGCGAAUACUACACCAUGCCGGGAUUUCGCAAGUACGAGAACGACACGGGCCACAUCCUGGUGCAGUGGUCGGUGGGCAGCCCCUUCCACUUCGCCGGGUGGCACUGCUCCUGGUGCUUCUCGCCGGAGGGCAUCUACUUCAAGCUGGUGUCGGCGCAGAACGGAGACUUCCCGCGGUGGGGUGACUACGAGGACAAGCGAGAUCUCAGCUACAUCCAGGAUCUGAUCCGGACGGGGGGUUGGUUCGAUGGCUCCCUGCAAGAAUAUCCUCCGGUGGACCCCAAAGAGCACAUGUACGCCCCCAAGUACAUGCUGGAGCACUUUGACAGGUACCGCUACCUCCUAGAGAACCCUUACAACAAAGUGUCCAGACCGAGCGAGGGCUAGGAGGUCCGCUGGGUGAAUAAACGUGAAAUAACUAGUAGGGCCCGAGUGGGGCCUCAGCACUGAGUUGGGCGGAACGGUACUGAUGAACUACAUCUCUCACUGGAGGGAUACUAAAUGUAUCUCCACCAGGCAGCACUGAUGUUGCAUUUUUUGGGGGGUUAAAAAAAGGGAACACUGAGUCACAUCCACCAUGGAUUUACGGAGAGAGCAUAUAGAGGAUACAACCACUGGAUAAACAAAACCAUAGAUUUCCUCAUUCCUCCCUUUUUGGGGGAGGGGUCAAGCUAUCUCUCUUUUCGUCACCCCCCACCCCUGUCCUCCCUUUCUUCAUCCGAUCUGAUUGGACACGCCUGCUGUCUGAGAGAGACGGUCGCCGAGAAGAAGAACAAGGGAUUAUUUGCAGGCGUUUGAAACCUGUGAGGAGGAGAAACAUAGCGAGUGAAGGACCGUUUUUUUUUUUUUUUUUGUUUCCGUCUGUGUUUACUAAAGUUUACGAAGCGGGCUGAUGUUCCCUUUUCACCCUCCGCCUUCAGAUGUCUUCCUGUCAUAUUCGGUGACCUCCUUCCGCAACCACGUUCUGAUGUUUGUCUUUGGUCCCAGUAGAAAAUUAUAAACCACAUUUAAACCCUGCUGGAGUCCACUCUGCCAAAUGAACAGGAGCGACUCCGUGGAGAUGUUUCAGCUCAUUCAUGUAUUCACACAUCCACAUGCACCUUAGACCUGUUUGAGUGUUGGUGAAACAGUGUGUGUGUGAGUGUGUCUUUGUGUCAUUAUUGUGAGGUUUUGGGGUGUGAAGGGGAGAGAGAGAAACAGUCAGGGGGGAAAGGGGAAGAGAAAAGGGAACGGGGGAAGGAAAGGAGAUGCUCUCGACGUUCCUUCUCUCCCCAGCGUCUGCUGACGCAUGAGGGAUGUUGCAGGGUUGAGUGUGCAGAAUGUGUGCGCUCCCCUGGCGCUUCCAGAUAACUCUGAAUAAAUCACGGCCCUGUCGAUGGCGUGCGAGACGGAUGACACCCCAGCGUUAGUUUGUCCGACGAGAACAAUUCGAGGGGAGCCGGGGAACGAUCUCCCUUCAGUUUCGUCUCGCUGUCUGUCUCGGAGCCGAGAUGACUUUGUUUCCUUGGAAACUAAAGCAUGUGAAAAAGGGAGACGGGAUGGGUGUUGUUGAGAUGAGUGGGCGGGUUCACAUCAGGCGAGGAGCUGCAGCGUUCAGAUGAGGUCAAUGCCGAAUACAGGUCCCCCAGUAAAAUAUUCCUUUCUCCUCCGCUGCCAAUCGCCCACUCUCUGAAACUGACUCUUCCGGAGCUUCUUCUGUCUUUCUCCUGUCGUCUCUCCGCGUUUUGUGCUGCUGUCUUCUUUUUGUUUUGGGUUUUUUUUGUCCUCGGUGUGUGUUUUUAACUUAAUCCUCAUUAACAAGGCAUACUUAAUUCCCGUCUUCAAUUAUUUUCUUUUUCAUAUCCUCUCCAGAAGCAGCUUCCCUCGCUCAUACAGUACACACACACACACACACACACACACACACACACACACACUGGCUCUCAAACUCCAUUUUGGGUGUGUAUCUAUUUCCACUUAAUCCCUGCAAGAAUUCCCCAUUUCAACAAUAGGGUUGUAUUUAUCUUCGCUCUGCCUCAUUUCUCUCGCCCUGUCUCUAUAGGACAGGGCAGCCGUUACCAUGGCAAUGCCUUC
Paralichthys olivaceus (Japanese flounder) is the source of this 3603-nucleotide messenger RNA. The record is from RefSeq and is a predicted model, not a curated record. NCBI's taxonomy places the organism in Eukaryota, Metazoa, Chordata, Actinopteri, Pleuronectiformes, Paralichthyidae.